This is a messenger RNA of Linum tenue, 1531 nucleotides long. Lineage: Eukaryota; Viridiplantae; Streptophyta; Magnoliopsida; Malpighiales; Linaceae. The record is from the annotation of a GenBank genome assembly.
AGAAUGUUUGUUUGGUUUAAAGUAGUGGAUGAUGAGGAUCCACAAGGUGUUUGCAAUAGCAGCACAUUCAAACAGAAGCUAGAAUGGGUACCUCCAGCUCAAGGUACUCGAGUCUUCUCGUCCAAGAACCACCCCACCCCACUGGUCCGACCUCCCCUGCCCCCUUAGCCUCCGGCGGCGAGAACCUGCAGCAGGAUUCUUCAUGGGUGUUUAAAUUCCACCAGCGACUGGAGUGGGCGUACUACACGACGGCGGCGGCGGCAGCAGCUAUAUUGGCAUUUUCCAUCAAAGGCAACAAGGAUAUGAAGGAUUUGGACGACUACUUCAGGGACUACGUGAUCAUCAUGUUGGCUUCUGCUGUCCUGGUCAUCCAUUUCAUCAUCGUGACCAUACUCCUGCUGAAAGACCCUCUAAGGGCUUGGGGCUCCUGGGAGUUCGCUGGCACAUGGGGUGGGUUGCUAUCCACAGACGUAGGGUUGUGUGGUUACAGCUUUGUAGUCGGCCAGUUCUCAGCAAGCACUACAAUUGUCGGGCCGUUCUACAUGCUUCUCUUUUGUGUCUACUGUGUUGUGGUGGCUCAUGCUUGUAGGUUUCCAGUUGUAUUUGGGGCCUCUUCAACUUGGCUAUCGACAACAGGUGCCAUGGUCUGGGCACCUGGUGCAACAGUCAGCUUGGGAAAAGCUAUUUGGGUCACCGUGUUCGUAGGCUACCUCUUCGUUGUUAGAACUUAUAUGGUAAGCCAGCUGAAGACAGCAGAGGAUGAAAAGGUUAACCGUGAAAAGGAAGUUGCUGCACGUAGAGUGAAUCAUAGGAUGGUUGCGAUGGAGGCAGCGGCGGCGGCCAGAGUGGCAGCGGCGGAGAAACGAGCGGCAGCGGCGGAGAAACAAGCGGUAGAGGCGGAGGCCCGAGUUGCAGCGGCGCUGACCGGAGCGGCAUCGGCAGAGUCCUCCGGGGUGGUGGAGAAGGCAGUUGCGGAGGCAUCUGAGGUGGCGGAGAAGGUAUCAUCGGAGAAGGCAGUGGCGGAGGCAUCUGAAGCUGCGGAGAAGGCAGCGGCGGAGAGGGCGAGGGGAUCAAGACGAGAGUGUGAAGGAAAAAUAAACUAAAUGGCUAAAUAUCGACCCUAACUUUACUAUUAUCGUCUAACUUGAAAAUGGAAAUGACGUAAUUGCCCCUAGAAAUAAAAACCCCAAAGGAAACACAUCCUAAUUCCUAACAAAUACCACUCCUCUCUCCUUUAAGCCGCUGACGCCUGCAUCCAACCAACCUGCCGUCGACGACCUCCGCCACAAAGCCCCACCCAAUCCCGCUUCCUCCAUCCAACCGCUGUCGUUCUCCUCUCCUCCAACAGUCACUCGCUACUUCUGUCUCUCGUCCAGCCGUCGUCACACCGUCGCGGUGCAUCCUCUCCUCCGUCUCGCCGGCGACCCUUCUCCGACGUCCUCCCGCAUUUCAGGUAAUGGUGAUGUACUAGUCAAUAAACAUCAAUUAUUCAAUUGUUACAUUCUGCACCGUUGUUGUGCUGAUUUGGAUA